This is a messenger RNA of Vicia faba (fava bean), 798 nucleotides long. Lineage: Eukaryota; Viridiplantae; Streptophyta; Magnoliopsida; Fabales; Fabaceae. The record is from the annotation of a GenBank genome assembly.
AUGUCUGCUGGUAGCAGCAGAGAUGGAAACGAAGAGCUAACCAUUUAUCGUCAAUACAUACAUGAUAUACCAACACAUGGAAUCCAUUUCGACCUCCUCAAGUUCACACAAAUCGACUUCAUUCUGAGCUUUGCCAUUGAGCACUAUGAUAAACAUGGAAAAGGCGACGGAUGUUUCCAGCCCAUUUGGAAUGUUGAUGGUGAAAGUAUUGAAUGGGUGAAAAAGCUGAAAGAAGAUCAUCCAGAAGUGAGGGUGUUUAUCAGCAUUGGAGGUGUUGGCUCUGAAUUUCCGUUCAAUCCUGCAAAAAAAUAUAAAUGGAUACACAACGCCCUGGAAACCAUCACAAAAAUCAUCCUUCUCUACAGAAACACAAUAGACGGUAUUGAUAUUCAUUAUGACGUCAUCAAUUCAAGUAAAGAUGAUUUUUCCUUUUGUAUUGGCGAAGUUAUAAAACAGCUAAAAAACGAUAGAAAAUUAUCUAUCAAUGUUGUGUCGAUUGCUCCAACAAAACUGGUGGAACCAUACUACUUAAAAUUGUAUAAGGACAACAAACUCGUUAUUGACUUGAUUGAUUAUCAGUUCUACAAUCAGAAAUUCUCUUCAAAGGAACAAGUUGUAGAGCUAUGUAAAAAACUGGUAAUUGAUUACGAUCCAGCUAAAGUCAUAGCAGGAGAAUGCAUUCCUGUUCACACUAUGCUUGAAGAGGGCAUCAAAUAUCUCAUCGAACACAAAUUAAUUGCUGGUAUUUUCGUUUGGACGUUUUUGACUUUACCAGUGGACCCGAUACUUCCUCUCUAG